AGAUGUAAACAAAGAUUCAACGCAGAAAAAAAUAUAACGGUUGGGAAAGCAGGUGUACCAAAAUUAAAGGUCAUCAACUCCUUCUUGGCACUGAAAAAGAUGGAGCAGAACACAUCAGAAUCAAACAGACACAUUUAUGUCCUUCCCUCGUACACAGCCGUUCAAUGGGAUCAAGGUCACCUGGAUCACUGGAUGUUUAAGAAGGUUCAGUUCUCCAAAUACACUCAUGUAUUCCUGCCAAUAUGCAUCAAUGGGAAUCACUGGGUGUUGCUGGUUGCAGACGUAAAGCAAAGACUUGUCUACGUUCUGGACUCUAUGAAUGGGGAGGUUGGUCAGAAAUGGACAAGGAUGUGGGCAGAAUUCAUGGCCAAUCGGGACAGACUUCCAGAUGUUACUGAACAGUUUGGUGUGUGGAACUUCCCGGAGAUCAGAAGCAGCAAACAGACCGACAGUAAUUCAUGCGGUGUGUUCACCCUGAUGAAUGCGGAAUGCAUUGCCAAGGAUGUUCCCAUAGCAGUCAUGAGACAAGUGCAUUGCCAAAGAUAUAGACAAUAUGUUAAGGCAUCUUUGCUCAAUGCUGGAGCAGCAAAGUCGGACUCUAAGUGUGACAUGCCAGAUUGUAGGAUACCUAAAGGACACAAAAGAUGGGUCCAGUGUUGCGUGUGUGGACGUUGGCUCCACACAAAGUGUUGCAGGAUUCCGACAAAGGCAGCCAUCGAGGAGGAAUACGAAUGCUGCUUCUGUGAAGCCAUGUAUAGAUAGACAUUCAUAGCUUAUUAUUGCUACCAAUUGGUUUGGAAAAGCUUCCUCUUCCAAUUUCUAUUAGGACUGGUCAAAUGUGUUAUGGUGUAGUUUAUCUGUCUGUUAAUUUUUGUUAUCUCCUACAUUUUUCUAACAAUCUCUUUGAAACUUGGUAUUCAUUAUAAUUAUGAUAGGAAAUUGUAUUACCCUGAAAAGGUUUUAAUUUCAUUAUUUUUGAACAAGUUUAUUUCAGUGAUGAAAAUUCUUGUCACAUCAUUCCUAUUUUUAUCCUGCCAUCAUCAGAUGGUGGACUAUUCAAAUCGCCCUGCAUCCAUCAUCUCUAUGUCCAUAACAAUCCUUGUUAUCAUUAUGUCAAAGUACUGGAGGUACAUUUCUAUAACAUGAUGAGUAGGUUCCCCUUAGUUCCCAGUUGUGUUAAAACAAAAUGACUGACAGGUGGCCAUCUUUGAUUUUGAGAACUAGAAGAUUUUUGUAGCUACAUUGUAUUUCUUAAAGUACUGGAGGAGUGUUUUGCAAACUUCACUUGUUCUUGUCAUCAGAUUAUGAAGAGGGAAAAAAAGAAAUGGAAAAGUAAUGAAAUCAGUCUGACAUAGAACCAUUAGAGAUUGUUCAAUGGUGUACACCAAGAUUCCCCUGGUCUCCUGUUAAUUAGAAAAAUGGAUAUAAAUAAUUUCUUGAAAAGUACUGAAGGAAUAUUGCUCAAAUUUUGCUUGUAGGUUCCCAUUGGUAUCAAGUUGUGUCAAUUCAAUUUAGAUUUUUGAUGAGAAAAAUAGAAUGGUCGUCAGACACCCAUCUUAGAUUUGAAGAAUUAAAGUUUGUUAUAUUAUCACUAUUUCUUGAAAAGGGAUGUUUCUCAAACUUCACAUGUACAUGAAGGUUCCAUUUGUUCUUUGAAUCAGAAUAUUAAGAAAGAAAAAAUAAGGGAGAGUUAUAGAAGAUCAGUGUGACACAGAACCGAUCAUUGAAUUGUGGGUACCAAUUUUCCCCUGGGAUCGCUCGUUAGCCUCAUUUUUGAAAAUUAAUUGAUAGGCUUUAUAUAAGAUAUGAAGUUGUUUCAUAUGAAUGUUUCUACCCUUUGUUCAUUUGAGCAUUUUAUAGUUGUCCUAAGAUUUCCAUUUUUUUGUGAACAUGGAAUGCAUUAUAGUCAUAGUUAUAUUCCCACCACAAAAAAAUUUUGGAUUGGUCCAAUUAAUACUUUAAUAUUAUUACUGGGGAGGGGGUAGACUUUACAAUAGUUUAUAUAGGGAUGACUUUCCACAUUUUUGACAAUCAUUUAAUUGUUGACAUUUAAUUUGUUAACAUUAUCAGCAUUGGAUGACAGCUUAAUGAUAUGCACGUUGGCCCUGACAGACCCCCAGGGACUGAUGUGUGGGGCUAAAAAGGGUCAAUUAGAUUAACUGAAAUAUUUCAAAUCUCAGGUGACCGUUAAGGCCCAUGGGCCUCUUGUUAAUUUGUAGAUUUCUUUUGCAUCUAUUACAUUUACUUUUUUGUAACAGAAUCUGUAUUAUAUUUUCUUGUGUCACAAGAUUUGGAAUUAUAUGUAAAUUGUAUAUAUCAUUGCCACACCAAAUGAAAUUUUAUGAUUCAUUUGUCAAGCUAUGACAGUUACACUUUUCAGAUAUAUAAGUCAUUAAAAAGGAGGAAACAUUUCAAAAACUAUAGAAAUGUUAUAUAUAUAAAAAAUAUUAAAACAUUAAAUUCAGUGAAGUUUUCUUUGAUGUUCUACUUCCAAGAUGUAUGAUCCCUGUGCUUGCUUUUGAUGAAGUCUAUUUGGAAUUUCAUUAGUAGGAACAAUUGGAGUUACAAAUACUUUGGUGUGGCCUUCAUUCUCUAACUUACAUAUAAAGUUAUUAAGUCACUUGCUUCGCUAUGUAGCUUGUAGCUGUGACAAAUGAAAUAUUCAUUAUAACUUUUCCUUUGUGCUGAAUAAAAUGUGAAAAGUACCAUAA
Messenger RNA from Pecten maximus, 2711 nucleotides. Its product is annotated as ubiquitin-like-specific protease 1. Gene Ontology annotation, biological process: protein desumoylation. The record is from RefSeq and is a predicted model, not a curated record. Lineage: Eukaryota; Metazoa; Mollusca; Bivalvia; Pectinida; Pectinidae. Gene Ontology annotation, cellular component: nucleus. The transcript has 3 exons. Gene Ontology annotation, molecular function: deSUMOylase activity. The coding region runs from base 100 to 762 and encodes 220 amino acids.